Acytostelium subglobosum LB1 is the source of this 1035-nucleotide messenger RNA. RefSeq lists its product as hypothetical. The transcript is spliced from 3 exons. Gene Ontology annotation, molecular function: protein-arginine N-methyltransferase activity. Gene Ontology annotation, cellular component: nucleus. The annotation marks the transcript as partial. Gene Ontology annotation, biological process: peptidyl-arginine methylation. The record is from RefSeq and is a predicted model, not a curated record. NCBI's taxonomy places the organism in Eukaryota, Evosea, Eumycetozoa, Acytosteliales, Acytosteliaceae.
AUGUCUGAUUCAUCUAUGUCUGAUUCAACUCAACAAGAGCUUGUUGAUAGAACUAAGGAGCUUACAACCUCCGACUACUACUUUGACUCAUACUCUCACUUUGGCAUCCAUGAGGAAAUGCUCAAGGAUGAGGUUAGAACUAUGUCAUACCGAAAGGCUAUUAUGAACAACAGACAUUUGUUCAAGGAUAAGGUUGUAUUGGACGUUGGCUGUGGCACUGGUAUUCUGUGUAUGUUUGCCGCUGAUGCUGGAGCACGUCUGGUUAUCGGUGUCGACAACUCUGAGAUUCUGCCAAUUGCCCAGAAGAUCAUCAAGGCCAACAAGUAUGAGGACAGGAUCGUCCUGAUAAAGGGCAAGAUGGAGGAGGUCAAGCUGCCCGUCGAGAAGGUCGACAUCAUCAUCUCCGAGUGGAUGGGCUACUUCAUGCUGUACGAGGGCAUGUUGGACACCGUCCUGUUUGCCCGUGACAAGUAUCUGGUGCCAGGUGGCAUCAUCAUGCCCGACAAAGCAUCGCUGCACAUCAACGCCAUCGAGGAUGCCGAGUACAAGGAGGACAAGAUCGAGUACUGGAACAACGUCUAUGGUUACGACAUGAGCUGUAUCAGAGAGAUUGCCAUCGUUGAGCCAUUGGUCGACGUUGUCAAGCCAAACAUGAUCGUUACAAACGACUGCAACAUUUUAAAUAUCGAUAUUAUGACAGUGACCAAGGAGCAGCUGCCUUUCAAGUCGCAGUUCAAGCUUAGAGCAGACAGAGACGACUCUAUCCACGCCUUUGUCGUCUACUUUGACAUUGAGUUUAGCAAGGGUCACAAGAGUGUGUUCUUCUCCACUGGUCCACGCGCCAAGUACACUCACUGGAAGCAGUCGAUCAUGUACAUUGACGACGUGAUCCGCGUCAAGAAGGGCGAGCUCAUCAACGGAGAGAUCGACGUUGCCCCAUUCCAGGCCAACAAGCGCGACCUCAAGAUCAAGUUCUCCUACGACUUUGUUGGCAGCCAAUGCAAGUUUGCCGACACCAUCGAGUAUCACAUGAGA